AUUUCUAUCGAUUGGCAAAACUGUUCUCUGUGUGCUAUUUCAAAGGAAUGGUUAGUUCCUUAUCAAAACCAGCUGCUCGAAUUGGACUUGAGUUACAAUAACUUGAACAUUCUUCCAAGCAACAUACCAUGGCAAAUGAUUAACUUGAAGUCAUUUGUUGUCAUGCAUUCGUUUCUUUAUGGUUUGUCAUCUCCCUCUGAAACGACUCCGAUACUUUGCCAGAGUUUGGAGUUUAUAAAUUUGAGUCACAAUGAAAUGAUUUAUUUGCCAGCUGAGUUGUUCUACUUAAGAGAACUCAAGUAUUUGAACGUUUCACACAAUUGUCUGCAAUCUCUCUCUACCAGUAAAGGUUACAUUAUGUAUAAUGAAAUCAUAUUUAUGUAA
Molecule: messenger RNA, 384 nt
Organism: Helobdella robusta
Lineage: Eukaryota; Metazoa; Annelida; Clitellata; Rhynchobdellida; Glossiphoniidae
Exons: 2
Molecular function (GO): protein binding
Source: RefSeq, a predicted model, not a curated record